CGCUAUAAGCAAACGACGUUUCGACCGUUCCAAGGUCGUUUUCAAGUUUGGUAGAAAAACAAAAUUACAUUCAUAAAUAUAUGGUUAAAACGCUAAAAUAUGUGUAUGGAACAAUGGGCGAUAAAAAGUUAAAUAAAGUGAUGUCGCCUAUUAUUGCCGGCACUUGCACAAGCGUAUAGAAGAACACAAAGGGUCAGCAAUUGGACGUUCACCUCAAAGUACAAGACGGAAAGAGUCCAGAGGACGUGACAAAAAAAAAAUUUGAAAUUCUCAAGAAGUUCCAAAGCAAGCUUGACUGUCUGAGUUUUGAAAGGCUUUUUAUUAGAAUUUUAACGCCGAAACUCAACAAACAAUGUGACCGCGCGCUCCGCGCGAAAGUAUUUGCUAAGUAAUUUUAUUCUUCUACCGAACUUGAAAACGACCUUCGAACGGUCGAAACGUCGUUUGCUUAUAGCGUUAAUUUUUAAAAAAACAACAGUAAUAAUAAUAAAAAUACUCUGUGGAGCCACGGAUUAUUCUGUUGCAUGGCAGUUGUAAUUAGUAAACAGCGUCAAGAACAAGAGCAGACUGAUCAUUUGCAGAUGAUUGAUUCAGUAGUGUUGCAACUCCUGUGAGUCAAGUGCAUGGCAAAAAAAAAUUAAUAAAAUAAAUACUAAUAUAAUAAUAAUGAUAAUAAUAAUAAUAAAAAAUAAUAAUAAUAAUAAUAAUAAUAAUAAUAAUAAUAAUAAUAAUAAUAAAUUAAGUUCUCGGUCCACAACCAUGCGCUCACGCUCUUUUGUUGUAAUUGUAGCGUUUGUAUUAGUAAGCUCCUGAUUUCAAGACCUUUUCUGUUGCGUGCGUGUUCCAAGCCAAAAAAAGAGGAAUUUUUACGCUUCCAUGCGAACAUAAAAUUAACGAAAAGUAAAAAGGUGGAUCUUGAACGUGUACAUGUACCACACAAUUCUCGAGUGUGUUUUGAUCAAGAGUUUUGCAUGUCAAGAUAUGGUAAUUUCGACCUCAUAAGUUAAAAUAAAUGGCGUUUCUUCAUAAGUUAACUUAUGCCCCCACGCAUAGAAGCUGGGUUCACGUGAGAUAUUAGAUCCAUGAUCUCAGAGCAAGGCAAUUUAGUGAGCAAUUAACUUGAUUGACAAUUUCCAAGCGAUGUGAAAUUUGAAACAGAUAAUGAAUCCCUCUGUUUGGCGCGUAGUCGUUUAUUAAAUUCGAACAUUAACAUUAUUGAAAUAGAACGAAGCGUUUUUGUAUAUAUUGAAAAUAUACAUUCAGAAUGUCCGUAUUUCUUUGCUAUCAAUUACACUUUUUGUUUCAGGACUUUGCGUUUAUUUUCAAACUAAAAAUACAAAACCUAUGAGGUUACUAACAACCAAAGAACUUCGUCGGGUUUGGUAUUACAUUUAUUUAAUUUAUCUCGCUUAUUUGAUCAGGAGCUCGCAGGGUGUUAUGGUGAUUUUCUUUUUCAUUUGCAAACAGAAAGCAAUAAUUGCGCAAGCUUUAAUAAUUGCUGUGUAUUUAGUCGAGCAUUCCUUACAUUCAAGAAUAACGUCAACUGUCCGAAGUAAGAUGCUCUCAAUUUCGCUCUCCGGCCUACAUCUUGUGAAAACGUUUGCUGUUAUUAUUUUCUUGUCAAAUCGAUGUUUUGGGCAGGAAGUCGAUCCGGUGCCACCCAAUAACAUCGCCAUCAACGGUGCGUACAUAACGCUUAACCAGUAUGCCUCGGGAGGCCCAAAGAUUGGACGCCAUACUUGUUGGAGUUUGCUACAAUGCGCUCAUCUUUGCGCAACGAGUCCAAAAUGCUCCUCCUUUAAUUACCAAGUUUUAGCAGCUCGAAACGCAUUGUGUGAACUAAGUAAUGAGAGCAUCACUUCAAGCGAGGAACGCGACAAGCUUAAGAAGAUGCAUGGUUUUGUCUUUGUACAAAUAAUGAGAAAAGAUCUGAAGCCAAGAAGUUGCCUUGAUCACUUGUGGACAGGUGCACGAUUCUCAGGAUAUUACAGAAUUUUUGACAACGAAGGACAUUCAUUUUCAGUGUAUUGUGAUCUGACGUCCGACUCCACAGCAGCAUGGACCCUUUUUAUGUCCGAGAGAACACCAGGAUUAGGGGUAUUUAAAUCGUCGGCACUAUAUGUCGACAGGCCUACGAAUGAAGAUAAUCCAAACUGGAAUCUGUUUAGGCUAUCCCUCUCCAAGAUAAAGCAAUUGCGCUCUCGUUCAUCACAUUGGAGAGUAACCUGCAGCUUCCAAACAGAUGGGGUCGUGUAUAAAGAUUACGUCCGUGCAAAGAUUGCCGAUUUCGAUCCUAUUGAUUUUAUGGGGUUGAAUAGAUGCAAGAGGGUAGAAUACAUGAAUGUUCGAGGGCAUAGCUGUAUUGAUUGUGACGUGGCAUGGUGGCAGGACAAUAGCCAGAUGCUUCAUCAUGAUAGUUCAUCUGUAGGAUGCGGAUGGGACGCAAGUUCCGGGGCAGUGGCUUCAGAGGACAACUUUGGUUUUUAUGCUUCUACCAACCCAAACUUUCGAUGUACCAAGCUGCCGUAUUCUACAACAAACUACUGGUUUGGUUCUUACUUGAAAUGAAUUGUCGUGAAACAGGUGAUAGCAUCAAUGGACACGAGAGGCGCCGGUAAGAAAGUUUAACUGCUCAGUCAACGAGGCCAUAAUUAGCAAGGACUGGUAGUUGUUGGGAAAACAAAAAUGUCACUUUCUUCAAAUUUUUAAUCGGUCAUUUUUUUAGAUACAAAUCGCGUUAUUCUUUCAGCUCGAUCUGUUGGAUGGGCAAAACAGAUUGAAAACUUGAGUUAUAUAUUUGAGAUCCAUGUAUUUCAUUUGGAAGGAGAGGCAUGCAGAAAAACUCUGUACGCAGGAGAUUAUCUGAAAUAAAUUCAGUUUUACUUUUUUUCGCAAAUAAACUCUGUUUCUAACUUGCCCGACAAAAGACCUAAUAUAUGUACCUAAAAUUUGCCAAACUUUGCAAAUUUACCUGAAUUUUAUCUGUGAACAAUUUGGUAUGACAAUUCAUUGUACUCGAAAAUUACGUUUACAUUUCCCACUGAUGUUGUCGCAUCUUGUGGACGUUUUGGUAUUAUUUUAUUGAUUUUUGAGUCAUUUCUGUAGUUUUCUGAAUUUUAGGAAGCUCAACAAAUCACUAGUCGAAGAUGACAAAUCCAAGACGCGACAUAACGUCAUGAUUUGAUGUCGCCUCCUUUUCAAAUGAAACAUUCAAAUGAACAUUUAGCCUUACAGUUCGAGUAGACCAAGUUGCUAUAUAGAUAUAACGAAUGCUCAAAGGAAUUUACUUUUCCCCGAGAUUCGCUCAUAUAUGAUAAAUAAAUAGAGCAUAUACUUAAUUCAUGUUUCACAAUAAAACAGAUCUUAUUCGCGCUAUUACACUAAGAUGCAUCGGCCUAGUAUGAACACAGUUUCACGGUAUUGAUGAUUUAAGUUGGACUUGAAACUCCUAAUAUUCGAAUUGUCAGGUAACAUUAACUCAUUUGUAAGCUAUAUCUGGUUUAGUAAUUAAACAAGAGAAGCAAUCUCGUUCCCCAUUUCACUAACAGGUGAUGGGAACAUAGCUGUAAGCAGAGGUCUCCCUAAGUCACAUAUAUAGUUUUACUGUCUUCUUAAUUACUGCAUUCAUAAAGCAUUACCUACCCAGUGAGUGCCAGUUGUAUUCGUACCAUCGAUUAAUUGUACCUAUUUCCACAAUAUUGCUAAUCCCUCUAAGAUGAGGUACAUACCUGGUCACAAACAAAACCAUCAGUACAAAGGUGGUUCACAGGCUAAUUAAAUUUUAUUAAAACCUACAAUUUAAGAGUUUUCAUUGGCUUAGCCUUCAUGGUAUACGAGCCAUUAUACCAUCAUUUACAAAUAGGGUAGGCGUAUACGUAAUUUUUGGGGCGUUUAUAUUUUUCUGUUAUUCUAGUUGACUAUAUUUUGGGGGCUUUUUCUAAUAAAACAAUUAUUCCAAUGGCACCUGUUGGAUAUUUAACAAUUAUUCCAUGAAACCGCGUUGGAUAU
Messenger RNA from Orbicella faveolata, 4008 nucleotides. RefSeq lists its product as uncharacterized. The record is from RefSeq and is a predicted model, not a curated record. NCBI's taxonomy places the organism in Eukaryota, Metazoa, Cnidaria, Anthozoa, Scleractinia, Merulinidae.